Daucus carota subsp. sativus is the source of this 1541-nucleotide messenger RNA. RefSeq lists its product as uncharacterized. The transcript is spliced from 8 exons. NCBI's taxonomy places the organism in Eukaryota, Viridiplantae, Streptophyta, Magnoliopsida, Apiales, Apiaceae. The coding region runs from base 191 to 1204 and encodes 337 amino acids. The record is from RefSeq and is a predicted model, not a curated record.
AGGGUGAAAUUUAGCGACAAAAGAAAAAAAAAAGGUGGAAGAAAGUAGAAUCCGGUGGCUUGACCUCUUUGUUCUUGAAUCAAUUUUAUUUGUUUUGGAAAUUUGAAUCUUGUUUAUAUAUCUAUCUGGGUUUGCGAUUUCGAUUGAAUCUGAUCUUAAAGCCGUGAUCUUUGUUGGUGGAGGGUUACCCAUGUACUCGUUUAAAGACAAAGUAUCUGACAAGCUCUCUCAUCUCCUCUCAUCCUCCUCUUCUUCUUCAACACCCCUUGAGCCCCAGGCUACACAUAAUAAAAAGGAGGGAAAGUCCUUGUCUUCUAUAUUUUCUUCUAUUCUUCCUUCAACAAGUUUAAAUGGUUUCCGAUCGAACAAGCAGCACCAUGACAUUAAGCCAAUUCAAUCGCAACCUGUUCGAUGGAAAAGUAAAAAAUUUUCACCAGAAAAAAUACCAUCUGAAAAAUAUGAGGAAUGUGAAUAUAAGUUUGAGAAUGAGCGAACUCUAACUGGACAGUACAACGAAAAGGGGAAGGGAUCUGUGAUGGGCCAAGCACUCAACGAAGAAUACUUUGUUACUCCAGCAGGUAAUGAGGAUCAAAGCUCCAGAAGGAGCACUAGUGAUUCUGAUACUUUUGAGGAUGCUACUGAUCAACGCUUUUCUGAGAAGUCCAUGCCCAAACUCACUCAGGAGUCCCUUUUCCUCUCUGUUAAUUUAUAUGAUUUUUUCCAGUCAGCCCUUCCAAAUAUAGUCAAAGGUUGUGAAUGGGUCUUAUUGUACAGCACGGCAAAAGAUGGUAUAUCACUUCGCACACUGAUACGCAAGAGUGCUGAUAUUCCUGGUCCAUGUUUGCUAAUCACUGGAGAUAGGCAAGGAGCUGUAUUUGGUGGGCUGCUCGAGGGCCCCCUAAGACCUACUGCCAAAAGAAAGUAUCAAGGGACAAAUCAGACCUUUGUAUUCACGACUAUAUAUGGGGAGCCAAGAUUAUUCAGGCCUACUGGUGCCAACCGAUAUUUCUACUUGUGUUUGAAUGACUUGUUGGCACUUGGAGGGGGCGGAGAAUUUGCUUUACGGCUUGAUGGUGAUCUGUUGUCUGGAACUAGUGGACCUUGUGACACGUUUGGAAACCAAUGCUUGGCUCAUAAUCAAGAAUUUGAACUAAAGAAUGUUGAGCUAUGGGGUUUUACACAUACUUCUCAGUACACAAACUAGAAUGAAAGGAUGCAAAUUGGAAGUAAAGGAUGUGGCAACUUGCAAGUUGCAGCAUCGCAAUUAUAGAUUCUUUUGUGCUAUCUUCUGGUAUGGGGACUCUGUUACCGUCCCUAGGAUGAAUCGAUUAGCAUAGUUGCAACUUAUAUCAACAUAGCUUUUCAUUUGUGUUGAUAAAUAUUUAGCUUUACACUAAAAAGUAGAAAAUUCAUGAAGCUUUUCAAUUAAUUGUUUUGAAAGAAUAUGCCUGGGAACUACUACUGCUAUUCAUAUUAUUUGUCGUGAAGACAAAAUAUGCGGCUAUCGUUUGUGACCUGAUACAAUAUUUGAGACAGUUGUA